AUGGAAUAAAAAAAAGCAAAAGGUACAUUAAGAUAAAUUUCUAAUCAAUAAAAGUCAAAGAUAUAAAUUAAAUAAAAGAAGUUAAAUGAAUAAAUUGCCUAAAUUAGUACGAAUUACUAUUAGUAAUUAAAUCUAAUUACUCAAACAGAUAAAAUAAAACCACAAUACAAUAAUUAAGUUAUGAAGAAUUGCUUUAAGUUAUUAAUGAUUUUGCUCAAAAAGACAAAGAAACGGUUACUACGGAUGAGAAUAUGAUAACUAAGGAUGUUGAAAAUAAAUUAGAAAAAAUAAAACAAGAUUUCUAAUUAGACAUUUAAAAGUCGAUCAAUGUUUUAAAUGAUUAAUCAAGUAUUAAGAUUUUGAUUAUUAGCUGAUAGCCAAAUCUUAGUAAUUAAAGAACAAUUACAAAAAAUUCAAGCGAAUUCAAAUGUUCAAUUAGAACAAUAGAUAAGAAUACAGGAGUUAGAUGAAUUGAUAAGGUCUUCAACACAAUUAUAUUGUUAGAUGGAAUUGUUAAAUUAGACUAAAAAUUAAUUUUAACAACAUGUGAAAAAACUUAACUCUAUAAAAGACUAAAUAGCAUCAUUUUCAAAUCAUUAGAAUUUGACCUUCAUAAAUUAAGAACUUGAGAAUUACCUUGAUAAAUUCCAAAAAGAUUUUCAAAAUUUGAAGAAAUAUUGCGAAAUGGACUAAUUUAAUGAGUCCAUACAAUUAAAGGACGAUUAUAUUGUCAAUAAAUGGAAAGUCUAAUUAGAAUCAAAAAGAAUAAGAAGUCGAAGGUUUAAUAACAGUUAUCGUACUAGACGGAGGUUUAUUAGUGAUUGA
Paramecium octaurelia is the source of this 825-nucleotide messenger RNA. NCBI's taxonomy places the organism in Eukaryota, Ciliophora, Oligohymenophorea, Peniculida, Parameciidae. The record is from the annotation of a GenBank genome assembly.